AUGGAUAUCGGAACCCCUACGCCGCCAUUACUCUCCACUGAAUCCAACCCAACCACUACAGGCAUCAACAUUCCUGAAGUUUACAACAAUGGCGGCACUGUAUCACACCAACACCACCAAUCAUCUUCUCCUUCCUCGUCGACAUCUUCAGUAAUAAUAGUAAUGAUUGUUGUCUCUUCCGCCAUUAUAGUCUCAGCCGCCAUCUACCUCCUCAUCCGCUUCCUCUCUCGCUGCUGCAACCGCUCCUUCCGUACUACCUUUUCUCCAGCUGACGACGUCGUCUCCGACAAUAGAAACGAAAACGAAAGCGUGCGUCAUCACGUGAUUAGUGUAGGUAAUAAUGGGGUGGAGUCGCUCCCGCUCUUCACGUUUUCUUCACUCACCGGAAAUAUCGCCGGCGGAGACUGCGCCGUGUGUUUAUCGAAGUUUAAAGGUAUAGAUCAACUCCGACUGCUUCCAUUAUGCUGUCAUGCGUUUCACGCACAGUGUAUUGAUGCUUGGCUUAAGUCUAACCAGACAUGUCCGCUCUGCCGGUCGACGGUGAACCCUACCGAAGACGAUGUGCUUAACAAAAUUGUUGCGGCAUCCGGCGGUGCCGGAGGUAGAGUCGGCGGAAAUAGAAGUAACAGUAGUUUUCGCAUUGAGAUCGGAACAAUUAGCCAGCGUCGAGAGCCAUCUGAUUCAGCCCGUAGGUCCUACUCCGUUGGCUCGUAUGACUACGUGCUCGAUGACGGCUACGAGAUUUCCGUCGAAUCAACGCACCGGAGAGGCAUUUCCGACUGUACUUCAGUCGACAAGGAUUCUACAACUCCGGAACCGCCGGGACAGAAUUUGGCAGCGGAGGUGGCUGCAGGCGGCGGCAGUGGAAGGCGUAAUUGGAUGCGAGAUUACAUGGACCGUGUUUCUCAUUCUCUCUCUUCACGUACUCAGUCGUUCCGUGGUUCUGGAAGGUUCUUUACCGGAAGCAGUCGCCGGAGUGAUAUCGUCGACGACUUUGAGGCAGGUCAUGGUAGAAUCGGAGAAGAGAUUAGCGAGCUUUUCCGAUGGCUCUCAGGGGUAUAA
Messenger RNA from Lactuca saligna, 1062 nucleotides. Lineage: Eukaryota; Viridiplantae; Streptophyta; Magnoliopsida; Asterales; Asteraceae. The record is from the annotation of a GenBank genome assembly.